ACUUAUUAAAAAAAAAAUAAAUAAAUAAAUAAAAAUCUAAAAUUAUUUAAUUUAUAAAAUAAUAAUAAACAGUAAAAGUGGUUAUUAGAGGCCAAAUAGUGUUGGGAGAAAAUAUUUACAAAUAAAAGGAUUAUACGAGCUGGGUGACUGGCGACGCUUGCGAGACGCAUACAACAAGAGUUCAGCUAAAGCAAUCAGUUAUUUGAUUACAAAAAGGAGUUAAACGAUAUAAGACUGUGUUUUUCAUAAAAUAUAAGUACCAACAACAAAUAUGUCUCUAGCUAGUGUGCAUGGACCACAGUUUACUGAUAUCUGCAGUCCACUCGGACGCAGUAGUAUUAGUAUGUCGUCAUCAUUGUCGGAUUUGGUGGGUAGUCCAUUGGAGAUAUCCGUUGAUAAUGUUUUAACCAUUGAAGAGCUCAGACAACAUAUGGGCUCAUGUUUUACUUGCGGUGUAUCAUGGACGGAUGAUCACGUCUCGUUGGAUUGCAGUGAAUGCGGUGGCUAUAGUGUGGAAAGACCUUGCCCUUUAUGUGAUGGCCAAUGCGGUGUACAAUGGAAACGUGAUUUUACUAUGUCUCACGCAACUGGCAAAGCACGUUGGUUGGGUGUUUGUCCCAGUUAUCCGGAAGCUGCUGCAGCCGCCGUUAACAAUGUUGCCAAUACCGCGGCCAGCUGUGCUGCCGCCGCAGCUACUCAGAUGCGUUUAGCUACCGAACUAUGCGCCCGCCUCGAGCAAUUGUCGGCCUCAGCGAGUUCAGCUUCAACUCAUAUAUGAUUCCUUUAACCAUAUAGUGAUAGUUGUGCAGAGUUCUUAGCCGUUGCCGCCGCCGCCACCACCACCACCGCCUCUCAAGCAAUCGCUAACUGACAGACUGACUGAAUGGCUGGAUUGAAUGUUUGCUUUUAUCAAUGCCCUGUCAUUUUUUCCGAGUAAGCCAUUCGUGUGUUUAUUCUCUACUCGUUCAAAGAAAAUGGGGGGGCAGGUGUUCUUUAAUACAGUUCUCUGUGUGAUCUGCAGCUCAAUAUAAUUCAUGAUGAUUUAUUUUAUACAUUUAAGAAUUUAAUUUAAGAGAAUCACUUUUUCUUUUCUUUUUUUUUUUUGUUUUUGUUUUU
Molecule: messenger RNA, 1116 nt
Organism: Glossina fuscipes
Lineage: Eukaryota; Metazoa; Arthropoda; Insecta; Diptera; Glossinidae
Gene: Pino
Product: protein pinocchio
Exons: 4
Coding region: 272-778 (168 amino acids)
Source: RefSeq, a predicted model, not a curated record